Dacryopinax primogenitus is the source of this 536-nucleotide messenger RNA. RefSeq lists its product as uncharacterized. The coding region runs from base 22 to 213 and encodes 63 amino acids. The record is from RefSeq and is a predicted model, not a curated record. The transcript has a single exon. Lineage: Eukaryota; Fungi; Basidiomycota; Dacrymycetes; Dacrymycetales; Dacrymycetaceae.
UUUUUAAUCGCCCGUCCUGCUAUGGGCCUCCCCGAGUUACUUGCACCUCGUGCUCCGAAAAAUUCAACCACCCUCUCUUCCCAAUCUUAUCGUUGCCCCAACCCGGCGGAACAUCCUCCAGUCUCCAUAUCAGAUUGCAUCUCUCCCACGACCACUUCCCCACCAGGAGCAGACCGCCGGGUCAACCAUCAAAGAGAGAGCCACAAGGGAUAGGGUGCAUGCGGUGCGGCCCUUCCCUUCUGUAAGGCCUGGAGCGGGAGCCAUAUCGGGAAUUGUAUCCGCCAGGCUAUAUUUACAGUCCUGAUCGUAAUGAACAGAUAGCUGGGCAUGUGAGCCUCCAUCGCGGUCAUGCGUGAGCUGAGAUUGGACUCUGGGUGGAGAGAAGACGCUGGAAGGGGAUAUGCCGGUUGGGUGGGUAAAGAAGGAUGCUGGAGGGUUGGGUGCCCCAACCGCAACGGUCGUCGAUACACAUGCUGAUGAGAACGUUCUCUCGUGUUCCAAGAAGAAUGUACUCCUAUUUUCUUACUAUACACUCC